AUGAUGAGAGGCAACAAUGGUGAUAAUUUUUGUAAGGUUCUUUUCGUAAUUAGAUUCCGUACAUAAAGCCAAUGACAAUCAGAACAAGGAUUAAAUUAAAAAAGAUGAAAGAGAUAUGAAUGAAGAAGCAAACAAAGAAAUGUAAGCCAUAAUAAAGUAAAUAAUCGAUCAAGAAGGUAAUAAACCUUAAAAUAAAUGA
This is a messenger RNA of Paramecium sonneborni, 199 nucleotides long. NCBI's taxonomy places the organism in Eukaryota, Ciliophora, Oligohymenophorea, Peniculida, Parameciidae. The record is from the annotation of a GenBank genome assembly.